GCACUUUGCGACCAACUUCCUACACAGACCGAUUGAGUGCCAUCUGCAACUGCUCUGUUGCAUUCAGUCUCUUCGGCGAGCGAGUCUUACGAUUAACGGCCGAGCAAGGGAGCAUACUACCUUUCUCAGCAAACGUUUGUACCUUGUUUAGCCGAACGCCGCACCUACUAUCUCAGCUCAGUCGGUAAGAGAGCCUCUCUCAAUAUCAACAUGAGCUUCCCAAACUUCGGUGAAGGCGGCGCACAGCCUCAGAACCCACCAGAAGAGCAAGCCUUCGGCGAGCAAGGUGGUUUCGGCGAGCAGGGCGGUUUCGGUGCGCCGGGUGGAGGUCAACAGCAGAAUCAAAUGGGCCAGCAGAUGGACCCGUCACAGAACCAAGGCCAAUUUCCAAAUGCGCAGCAGGCAGGCCCGCCUGGCGCUGGCGGUCCGCAGCCUGGUGGUGACUCGAAGACUACGCUCUGGAUGGGCGAGCUUGAGCCAUGGAUCGAUGAGAACUUCGUGCGCAGUGUCUGGUUUGGCAUGGGCUAUCAGGUGAAUGUCAAGAUGAUACGCGACAAGUUCUCAGGCAGCAAUGCCGGCUACUGCUUCGUCGACUUUGAGAACACGGACUCCGCCGGUCGCGCUCUUCAGCUUAAUGGGCAGAUGAUCCCGAACUCGAACCGUCAGUUCAAGCUCAACUGGGCAUCCGGUGGCGGUCUUGCUGACCGCAGCCGCGACGACCGUGGUCCGGAAUAUUCUAUCUUCGUCGGCGACCUCGGCCCGGAGGUCAAUGAGUACGUUCUCAUGUCCCUCUUCCAAGGCAAGUACAACUCCUGCAAGUCGGCAAAGAUUAUGUCAGAUCCCAUCAGUGGCAUGUCACGUGGCUACGGCUUCGUCCGCUUCUCCGAUGAGCAAGACCAGCAGAAGGCGCUCCAUGAGAUGCAAGGCGUCUACUGCGGCAACCGACCGAUGCGUAUCUCGACCGCGACACCGAAGAAUAAGAGCGGUGGCGGUGGGCCGGGCAUGGGCGGCAUGCCUGGCGGCAUGCAGCCUGGCAUGUACGGCAUGGGUCAGCCUCCAAUGAGCGGCGGCGGCGGCGGCGGCGGCUACUACCCUCAACAGCAGCCGAUGAACCAGUUCACCGACCCGAACAACACUACUGUCUUCGUCGGCGGUCUCUCCGGCUACGUCACCGAGGAUGAGCUUAGAUCAUUCUUCCAGGGCUUCGGCGAAAUCACCUACGUCAAGAUUCCACCAGGCAAGGGCUGCGGCUUCGUCCAGUUCGUUCACCGUCAUGCGGCGGAGAUGGCCAUCAACCAAAUGCAAGGCUACCCUAUCGGUAACUCUCGUGUGCGUUUGAGCUGGGGACGCAGCCAGAAUAAUUCCGGUCCGGCAGGCACACCAUACCGUCCCGCUCCGCCACCGCCUGUCUACCCUGGUAUGGGCGGCAGCAUGGGUGGUGGUAUGGGCGGUGGAAUGCCAGGCAUGGGUCCGCAGCAUUACGGCAACUUUGCUCCGCAGCAUUAAGCCGACUGCGCCGAUGAAGUAAGCGCCUUCUUCGUCUUUUCCUCCCUUGAGAGUGAUAAGCGCUUUAGCGGGAGUUGGUCCACGGUUCUCAACGGGGUGCUUUCAAUACGAUCGACAUCUACGCGGUGCAUGCUUCA
Molecule: messenger RNA, 1643 nt
Organism: Baudoinia panamericana UAMH 10762
Lineage: Eukaryota; Fungi; Ascomycota; Dothideomycetes; Mycosphaerellales; Teratosphaeriaceae
Exons: 4
Coding region: 211-1506 (431 amino acids)
Biological process (GO): mRNA splice site recognition
Cellular component (GO): cytosol
Molecular function (GO): mRNA binding
Source: RefSeq, a predicted model, not a curated record